GCUAACUUCAGCACCGCCUCAUUAGCAGCUAGCUAACCUAGGCUAAGUUAGUGAUAACGGUCGGUCUAUUUACUCAUACUAUAAUGAGUAAAUAAAGGCUCGCAGCAGGCCAGUCUGCUUGUAAUCAGGGAUUUAGAUUAACAACAACAGAAACGAGUCCAGAAACGAGAGGAGGCGAUGAGAACCGAAACCUGAAUGUUGAUCUUUUGUUUGUCAGGCGGACAGUGAGGGUGAGAGCUCAGGCAGGAGGCAUGAUGGAGGCGGCGCAACAUGUCUGUGAUAAAUGUGGACAGAACAUCUCGGACAUGUCCACGUCCGUCUCCCACCGCUGUCCAAAGCUGCCGGUCCGGACCGGUCCAGGGAGCCGGAGCCGAUCACCGUCAGGGAAACAACCGGUGGAGAAAAACAACCCCAACGCUUCAGCGCCACCUGCAGCCUACCUUUCUGAGGGAUCGGAGGACGUUUAUCGUACCCACGCCUGCCCCAAAUGUCGGCGCUGCUUCAAGAUGCGCUCCCACCUGCAGGAGCACCUUCGGUUGCACUUCCCCGACCCGAGCCUCCAGUGCCCCACCUGCGACUGUUUCUUCACCAGCCAGAGCAAACUGCGCAUACACCGCCUGCGGGAGGCCGGCGAGAAGGCCCACCGCUGCCACCUGUGUGAUUAUUCAGCCGUGGAGAGAAACGCCGUCCGGCGCCACGUGGCCAGCAGGCAUCCAGAGGAGGCUGACAGCAGCCAGAGCUUCCUCUGUCCCGCCUGCAGUCAAAGCUUCCUCCACAGCCGGGCCCUGAAGGCUCACAUGAAGACACACAACAUCCGGAGGGACGGGGCGCCGGUGGCCUGCUUCCAGGACGGCUGCUCCUUCCAGAGCUCCCAGAGCAAAGACCUGAUCCGACACGCCGCUGAGGAGCACGGGAUCAGAGCGGCGGCGUGUCGUCAUCACGCCUGCAGCGCCGUCUUCAAAUGCGACGCAGACAUGGAGGAUCACUACCGGACCCACCUGGCCUACCGCUGCUCAGACUGCAGCUUCUCCUGCUCCAAUAAGAACGUCUUCCUGCAGCACCGGCGACUCGGCCACACCGGCCUACAAAAGCUCUGCUGUGACUUUUGCCCCUUAGUGACCUUUAACCCCGUGGAGUACGAGCAGCACGUUGCGCGUCUCCACGCCAACGAGAAGAUCCACCGCUGCUCUCAGUGCAGCUACGUCACGGCGCAUAAACGCGGCCUGAAGCGACACGUCCUGAUGCACAGCGGUGAGAAACCUCACAAGUGCAGCUUGUGUGAGUUCAGGUGCAGAGACGAGUCGUACCUCUCCAAACACAUGCUGGUUCACACUGAGCACAAGAACUUCAUGUGUGCCGAGUGUGGAUACGUCACUAAGUGGAAGCAUUACCUGACCGUCCACAUGAGGAAACACGCCGGAGACCUCAGAUAUUCCUGUGAUCAGUGCUCCUACCGAUGCCACCGAACGGAUCAGCUUAAGAGUCACAAAUUACGACAUCAACCUAAAUCCCUCAUGUGUGAGAUCUGCGCUUACGCCUGCAAGCGCAAGUAUGAGCUCCGCAACCACAUGCUGGCCAAACACUCUGGAGAGGAGAAGAAGUCUGCUGCAUAUAAGUGCAAGUACUGCUCAUAUACCACCUGGUACCGGCAGGCGCUCCAGAACCACGAGAACUGCAAACACACCAAGCUGAAGGAGUUUGGCUGUGCGCUCUGCUCCUACUCGUCCUACAGCAGCAUCAGCCUCUUCCUGCACAAGAGGAAGGUCCACGGCUACGUCCCUGGAGAUGCAGCCUGGCUGGAGAACUACGCAGCGAAGGAAAAGGAGAGGAGCUCAGCAGAGUUCAUGGAGGACUUUUACAGGAAGUCCAAACAACCAGCUGCUGGUACACAGCAGAACCAGUCAGGAACCGAUCCCUGCACAGAAAGCUCUGCCGACGGUUCGGUUCUCGCCCUCGUUGGUCAUGAAGCCAUUUCUGAAAGAUCCGCCAGCAGUCCGGAGCAGUACUGCACUCUGGUGUUGACCACUUUACCGGACCAAAACACAAGAAAUGAGAACGGAAACUGCCAAAGCCCACCGCCGUCAACCGUGUUAGACCCGUCCACACCUGCCAGCUCGUUGGAGGAAGACAAUCUAGGAAUGCAAGACGGACCUGGUGAGCAAAGCGACGUAGAAGAUGCAAGUGAGCCUCCGACCGACCCGAGUCGAUCUGUUGAGUCUGUGGACGAUCGGACCUUCACACCUGAGGGGGCAAAUAAAGUUUCAACUAUCGGUUCUGCUUUUCCAGCCGAGGAAACCGACCCGUCACCCUCUGAGGUCCGACUGAAAGCUUUGAGGAAACACGACAAGGACCAAGCAGACGCCAUGGUUCUAGAGGGACGGGUCCAGAUGCUGGCGGUGCCAUCGGAAGCUGUUUACCGUUGUGACAAAUGUUCCUACGUAACCAGCAAGGAGACGGCUUUGGACCAGCACUGCAGACAUCUGUGUCACCGCAGGGCGAAGGGACAUGAGUGCCCUUCCUGUGGGGAGCGAUUCAAACAGAGGCGCAGGUUUGAUCACCACCUUAAAAAUCAGCAUCCUGCUCCUCCACCCAACACAGCUUCACCAGGAAAUCCUGCUGCAGCGCCGGCAGAAUCCGAACGACCACAAAGAGAAACAAGUUCACAUCAGACUGAACUUCUGUCCUCUGCAAACGAGACGUCCACAGAACUGAAACAUCAACAAGAACCGUGCACCGCCCAUAUCCAAACAACCACCGUAUCGGAACCUCAGGCUGGUGAAAUCAUGGCAAAUACAAAGAAAGUUUCAACUAAAACAUCACAGAGCAAAGCCCAGUAUGUUAAAAGAGACGGUAAAUUUGAAUGUGAGCUGUGCAGCUUUUCCUCAGCCAAGCUGGCAACCUUUAAAAAACACCUCCAGACCUGCAGACAGGCUUCAGGUCAGAUCGUUUCUGAAACAGACAAACAAGGGAGUGAAAAACUCAAAAGUAUGGAGGACCAUGUAGGAAGGACCAAUGAUGGCAGUUCAGGAGAAAACCGACCAAUCUAUGCAUUAAGAUGUAGUCAGAGAAGAGCUGUGGCCGACAAGAAAGGCCGUCUGCAGCCAUUUGAGGUCCGGUGUCCCAGCUGCCCUUAUUCAGCCAGAUCCAAACGUUUUCUAUCCCGUCACAUUCUGUCUGAUCAUAAGGAGGAAAAGCUUCAGGAUCCAGUAGAGGAUCAGUUGCACUGCCAGCAGCCUCGGAUGUAUCGCUGCAGCUGCUGCUCCUUCAGCUCCUCCAGACGCCAUCGCCUGGAGGAGCACGAGUCUCUGCACACGGGCGUCGGCCGUCACAGCUGCGACGCAUGCCACAAAACCUUCGGCGCAGUGUCCAAACUGCGCCAGCAUAAGCUGCGCAUCCACGACAAACAGCCCACACACUUCUGCCCGCUGUGCGACUUCGCCGGCUACGCUCUUGACGACGUCAGACGUCACAGCCGCCGGUGUCACUCAGGGGAGUUGCAGCACAUCUGCAGUCACUGCAACGCUCGGUUUAGUUCCGAGAUUGCUUUGAGGAACCACUGCAAACGGGCGCACCAACUUCAGGCCUGCUUUUCAUGUAAGAAAUGUGACUUUACAUGCAGCAGCGAAGGGACACUGAAGCAGCACCAGCAGAGCAGACACCCGGAGCUGAAAUGCAGCACCUGCCAGGAGGAGUUUCAGACUGAAGAAAGCCUCGGCCUUCAUCAGAGGACUCACCUGGCGCACCCAUGCCAGCUCUGCCCCUUCGCAGCCAAAACAAAGCCGCUGCUAGCGCAGCACCUUCUGAGCCAACAUGAGGGGGGGUCAUCAGAGGACAAGCCUCUGCGCUGCAGCACAUGCGAGUUCGCCUGUUGGCAUCAGUUGGUGCUGGAGCAGCACCUCCGGUCGCAUGGGAGCAAGCGCUUGUACAAAUGCACAGACUGCGAGUACGCAACCCGGAACAAGCAGAAGAUCACGUGGCACAUUCGCAUUCACACCGGGGAGAAACCGUACAGCUGUGAGCAGUGCAGCUACGCCUGCUCUGACCCGUCCAGGCUGAAGCUGCAUAUGAGAGUUCACCAAGAAGAGAAGAAGUACCUUUGCCCAGAGUGCGGCUACAAAUGCAAAUGGGCGACGCAGCUGAAGUACCACAUGACCAAGCACACGGGGGAGAAACCAUACCCCUGCGAUGAGUGUGGGUACCGCACCAACCGAGCAGACACCCUGCGCGCACACCGGGACACGCAGCACCGCGACCUCCGACCUUAUGUCUGCGAGAAAUGCGGCAAAGCCUUUAAAACCAGCUUCAUCCUGAAGACCCACCAGAAGAAGCACACGGACGACCGAGCGUACGCCUGUGGACUGUGCCAGAAAUCGUUCCGGUGGCCCGCGGGUCUCCGACAUCACUUCCUGUCCCACACGGAGCAGCGGCCAUUUUCCUGCCGUCACUGCGCUUACAGAGCCAAGCAGCGGUUCCAGGUGGUCAAACAUCUGCAGAGGCACCAUCCCGAAGAGUCGGCGGAGCAGGGCGUGCUGCGGGACUCAGACCGGAGCAUCCUCACCCUGAAGGAGGCCCUGCAGGGGGCGCCACACGCCACAGCGGUCAGGGAGCAUCGUCGUCCAGCCAGGGAAGAAGAGGCUGUUUCUGAAGGAGACGGAGCAGCAAAACUAAACACAGAAACCCAGUGAAGAUCCUGAGAUGUAUGAAUAUUUAUGGGCUGACUCUGGGUUCCAUUUGAGAAAAAACCUACAUUGUGUUUAUGAACAAAGAAAUGAGCCAUAAGGUAGAACAUCAUCAGUUAACACUGUUUUUAAUAAGGUCUAUUUUUAUAUGUAUAACACUGAUAUUUGGCAUUUUAUACAUUCGUGUCCAACAGUCGUCCAGUUAUGAUGCUGUUCGUUCAGGCAGGUUCAACAUGCAGCAAAAUGUUCAGACUACAUGAAAACAUCUGAGAGGAUCUACCACUAAAUAUACAGUCAUUUUCCUAAUGACCUAAAAACUGUAAUGAAUAAAGACUCAUAGCUACUUC
Molecule: messenger RNA, 5026 nt
Organism: Poecilia latipinna (sailfin molly)
Lineage: Eukaryota; Metazoa; Chordata; Actinopteri; Cyprinodontiformes; Poeciliidae
Gene: znf142
Product: zinc finger protein 142
Exons: 8
Coding region: 252-4685 (1477 amino acids)
Biological process (GO): regulation of transcription by RNA polymerase II
Cellular component (GO): nucleus
Molecular function (GO): DNA-binding transcription activator activity, RNA polymerase II-specific; RNA polymerase II cis-regulatory region sequence-specific DNA binding
Source: RefSeq, a predicted model, not a curated record